AUGGUUGCAAUAGAUCGUGCUUAUCUUCCAAAUGGUGAGGUGCAGUUGAAACAGACUAAAAAAGAGCUGUUUCUUUCGAAAAGAAAAGUUCAUUUAUGGGAUCGUGUGAAGUUGGGGUCACUUAUCGUAGAACAUAUCGGGCUCUUAUUUGCUCCUUUCUACUUUACCUGGAAUGCAUUUUGGGUUUCUUUGAUAUUGGGUGUGCUAACUUUACCCAUAGGGAUAAGUCUAUCUUACCAUAGAAACCUUAGUCACCGUAGUUUUAAGCUACCGAAAUACCUUGAAUACUUGUUUGCUUAUUUUGGACUUCAUGCUGUACAGGGAGACCCGACGUUUUGGGUAAGCGUUCAUCGAUACCACCAUCAGUUCGUAGAUUCUGAUCGAGACCCACAUAGUCCAAUUGAGGGAUUUUGGUUCAGCCAUAUCAAUUGGGUUUUUCAGCACAACUAUCUUUGGGAAAAGUGCGGAAAAUCAAACAAUGUAAUGGAUUUGAAAAAGCAAGCCUACUACAGGUUUCUCCGGAGAACACAUGCCCUUCAUCUUCUUGGGCUUGCACUUCUGUUGUAUGUUGCAGGAGGCUUACCGCACCUUAUUUGGGGAAUGAGUGUGAGACUAGCAGUCGGCCAUCAUGGAACAUUUGCGGUGAAUUCAGUUUGCCAUACAUGGGGAAAAAGGCCAUGGAAUACAAAAGACUUAUCUAGAAACAACUGGAUGGUGGGAUAUAUAGCAUUCGCAGAAGGUUGGCACAACAACCAUCACGCCUUCGAGUAUUCAGCUCGGUUAGGGCUUGAAUGGUGGCAGCUCGACAUUCCUUGGUACUUCAUAAAGCUUCUCGAGUAUCUUGGAUUAGCAACAAAUGUUAAAGUUCCCACGGAGAUUCAGAAACGAAAAUAUGCCUCCGGAAUUCAUAAAGAAUCUCAGCAAACAUAUGAUUAA
Molecule: messenger RNA, 936 nt
Organism: Papaver somniferum (opium poppy)
Lineage: Eukaryota; Viridiplantae; Streptophyta; Magnoliopsida; Ranunculales; Papaveraceae
Product: acyl-CoA C20 Delta5-desaturase-like
Exons: 4
Coding region: 1-936 (311 amino acids)
Biological process (GO): lipid metabolic process
Cellular component (GO): endoplasmic reticulum membrane
Molecular function (GO): oxidoreductase activity, acting on paired donors, with oxidation of a pair of donors resulting in the reduction of molecular oxygen to two molecules of water
Source: RefSeq, a predicted model, not a curated record